Molecule: messenger RNA, 495 nt
Organism: Suillus subalutaceus
Lineage: Eukaryota; Fungi; Basidiomycota; Agaricomycetes; Boletales; Suillaceae
Exons: 3
Source: RefSeq, a predicted model, not a curated record
GUUCGCAAUACCGUUAUCACCAACGAGGAAGGUCAAAUUAUUUACAAGACAGAGACUCCGUUCGGAGUCGGACUAGCUGGCUUCCAUACUACGACCAUUCAGAAAAUCAAGCCAAAUGACGGCCAGCAUCAUAUGCACGACCAGUUCGAUGUUUUGGGAGAGAUCGAGUGGCACAGCUUUACUUCCUCAAAGUUUCGUUAUGGUGGAACUGAAGUAGAGACAAAGGAGUUCAUUCCGAGGAGAGGCCUAUUGGGUCGGAAGCGCAUCUUCACAGGACCAGAUAGCCGUCCCUAUCGCUGGGACCUGAAGCCCAGACUCUCACGGGACGAUGCGUCUCGAAUGGAGGUCGCUCGCUUUCAUAGAGCGACUCUCGGAAUUGUAGGAAGGAAACGUAAAGCCAUGCUGGAAGUAUCACCUGAAGUGGCUCAUAUGAUGGAUACCAUCAUCAUGACGUUUAUCUAUGUCGAGAAACUCAGAAAGGAUAAAGAAAAGUGA